AUGGAUUAAACUAAAGUGAAGAAAUCUGGAGGAUUCGAAUCUAUGGGAUUAAUCCCAGAACUUUAUAGAGCUAUCAAGAAUUAGGGAUUUAAUGUUCCUACCCCAAUAUAAAGAAAAGUAUAUUGUCAAUUGAUGUAAUUUAGGCAAUACCAUAAAUUUUGGCAGGGCGUGAUAUUGUGGCUUGUUCAAAAACAGGAUCAGGUAAAACAGCUGCUUUUUUAAUUCCUAUGAUAAAUAAAUUAUAGAAUCAUAGUACUGUUGUAGGAAUAAGAGGAUUGAUUCUACUUCCAACAAGAGAAUUAGCUUUACAAAUAGCAUCAGUUUUAAAAUACUUAUGCAAAUUUACAGAUUUGCAAUAUUCUAUAAUGGUUGGUGGUCAUGGUUUUGAAGGGUAAUUUGAGAGUUUGGCAGGAAAUCCUGAUAUUUUAAUAUGUACACCUGGUAGAGUGUUGUAACAUUUAUUGGAAGAUAGAUUAAAAUUAUCUAGAGUUUAAAUGGUAAUUUAUGAUGAGGCUGAUUUCUUAUUUGAAAUGGGUUUGGCUGAUCAAUUAAAAUAAAUCUUAACUUAUCUUCCAUCUUAAAAAUAAUCAUUAAUGUUUUCUGCUACUAUUCCAGAAUAAUUAAGUAUUUUUGCUUCUGUUGGUUUAAAAGAUUAUAUAUUUUGUAAAUUAGAUAAAGAAUUUCAAUUACCAGAUUCUAUGUAAUUACAUUUUUUGUUAACAGCAAAUGAGAAUAAAUUGAGUGCUUUAAUAUAUUUGAUAAAAUAAAUUGAGGAUACUUGUUUGAUAUUUGCAUCAACUCGAUUUUUAGUGGAUAUGCUUUCAUAUGCCUUAGCUAAGUUUCAUAUAUCAUCAGUACAUGUUUAUGGUAAGAUGGAUCAAUUAGACAGAAAAGAAUAAUUAGAUAACUUCAAAAAAAAUCAUGUGAAAGUCCUCAUCGUAACGGAUUUAGCCAGUAGAGGUAUAGAUCUUCCAUUUGUUGCCAAUGUAAUACAUUAUGAUUAUCCUUCUAAUCCUAAAAUAUUUAUACACAGAUCUGGUCGUACAGCUAGAGCAGGUAAAGCAGGAUAUGUAUAUGCUUUGAUCUCAUCAGAGGAAAUUCUCUACAUUAAAGAAACUAUGAUUUAUGUUGGUAGAAAAUUAGUAAAUGAUGGAGAUUUUACUGAUCCAGCUUUGUCAUUUUAUGGUAACAUACCAAUAGAAUUAUUGAUGUAAAAUCAAGAGAAGUUGAAUGAUUUGAAUGAUGAUAUAGAGUUUUAGAAUUAUAAGGAAAUAGCAACAAGAGCAAAUGAGAAAUUUCGUAAGACAAGAGGAUCAGCUAAGAAGGUUAAGACAAAUAUUGACACAAGUUUAGUGCAUCCAUUAUUUAAGGAUAAAAUAUAAGUUGAGGAAGAUACUAAGGAUAUGUUGAAUUAAAUAAAACAUUUUAAAUCUAGUUAGAGUGUGAUAGAGAUAAAGAAAUUUGAGUAGAAUUAAAAAUCUGAUCCUUUUAUGAAGGCUGUGUCUCAUUUGAAAGAUGUAUAAAAAAGAAAGCCUGUUACUAAGAUAGAAUUGAAAGAACAACCAAAAUCAUUGAAUAUAGAUAAUUUUAUGGAUCAAAAAUUCUUUAUUCCAACAUAAAGGGAUCCAACAAAAAGAUCUGAAUUUGAAGAUUUACAUAAGAUUACAGUGGAGGACAUAAAUCCAUUUGUAAUAUCAGAUGAGACAGAUGCAUUAAGAAAGAGAAAAUAGAUGGUUUGGGACAAAGAGAAGAAGAAGUAUGUAAAUUAGAAAGGAAAUCAAUAGUAAGAUAAAGAAGAUCGUGGAAUGAAGAUAGAGAAAGGGAAAUAGAGUUUUAAGAAAUGGUAGAAGCAAACAAGUAUUUAAUUAUAGAAUGUUGGAGAAGAGGAAGUAAAGAUUUAGUUUAAAUAUAGGAUCAAGAAACAGUUUCUAGAGCAAGAGAAAUGUUUAAGAGAAGAUAAAUGAGAGGGAAAGGAUAUUAUUUUAAUAAAGAAGAAGGAGGAUAACAAUAAUAAUAACGUGGAGGACGAAGAUAGGAAAUAAAGAGACCAGAACAGUUGUUGAAAGUAAAGAUUUAAUAUAAUAUAUAUUAGUCUAAAAAGAUAAAGAAGAAUUUGAAAUUGAAGAAUAUGGAGAAGGGUAAGCGUAGAUAGAUAGAGAAGAAACAUAGAAAGAAUAAAUUGUGAUUAAUAAAUAUAUUUAAUU
Molecule: messenger RNA, 2204 nt
Organism: Paramecium sonneborni
Lineage: Eukaryota; Ciliophora; Oligohymenophorea; Peniculida; Parameciidae
Source: the annotation of a GenBank genome assembly